AUGUCUCAAUCGCAGUCCGAACUCGUGAAGGACGCCAGGCUGCCCACUAAACUCGACCCCGAACGUACCACCCACACCUUUCUCGAAACAAGCCACAUCGCAGGCCUUGCAGGCCGUCGCGCUCGGCGCCGAGAGCGUGAAGAGGUAUGGCAGAGACAAAGACCUCUUGAAAUCGACACUUUUAGCACCGUCUGGUUGGAGAGAUGCGUAUCCGAUAGCGGAGGCAACCUGCGGGCUGUCAGGGAGGUGCGCAGGGUCGGUCGAAACUCCUUGCUUAUCGACUAUACUCGUGAGCUAGAAGCAAUUACCAAGCUUUCGCAGCAGAAGUACGAUGGCUGUUUCGUGAAAUCAUCUGGAUGGUUCGAUAACGAUGAGUCGCUUUUUAUCACGAUGGAAUACCUUCCGGCUGGUGAUCUGCAAAGAUACAUUGUUCAACCUUUCUCGGAACGAGAGGCUCAGAGUAUUACGCUCCAACUUCUCGAGGGCCUGGAUUUUAUGCAUAGUAAUGGCUUUUCACAUCGGGAUCUCAAGCCUAAGAACAUUUCCGUGCUUUCGGCAGGUCCUGACUGGUGGGUCAAAAUCGGUGACUUUGGUAUCAGUAAACGGGUCAUGGAAGGCUUAACUGGUCUUCAAUCAUUCAACGGCACGCCAGCUUUUACUGCACCGGAAGUCUACCAACACACAUGGCAGCCUCGCGAAACAAUUCAAGAAAUUAACUCAUAUUUCGCCCCGGAGGUGGACCUGUGGUCAAUUGGCGCGAUCAGCUAUUACCUGCUCACGGGACAAUUGCCUUUUUUCUAUCAAAAAGACUUAUUUGCAUACCAGAGAGGUGAAAUAGAGUUACCAUUAGGCGCUUUAGGUCAAUUUCAAGCUAGUCCGGAAGCCUUGUUGUUCAUGAAGGCCAUGCUUGUCUCGGAUCCUUCUAGUCGUUUACCUGCUCGAGAUGCGUUGGAUCAUGCGUGGUUGAUUCCCUUACAACAUGAUUCAGAGCCAGAAUUUGAAGGGGAUAGUCGAGGAGUAGUCCAUACUACUCGCACAGAGGAGACAAAACUACCUACGACACAAAUUCAAAAUCCAGAAAGGCUAACCCAGGCAUCCCGAGACGUCCUACUCUCAGGAACAAUCGACUUGACUACAACCCACCAGAAUAGUCUCACCGAAGAUAACCCCCCCGCAACUCCCAUUACCAUUCUCCCAGAGUCUCGGAUUUGA
Molecule: messenger RNA, 1212 nt
Organism: Penicillium cosmopolitanum
Lineage: Eukaryota; Fungi; Ascomycota; Eurotiomycetes; Eurotiales; Aspergillaceae
Product: serine/threonine-protein kinase
Exons: 3
Coding region: 1-1212 (403 amino acids)
Biological process (GO): protein phosphorylation; meiotic recombination checkpoint signaling
Cellular component (GO): cytoplasm; nucleus
Molecular function (GO): ATP binding; protein serine/threonine kinase activity
Source: RefSeq, a predicted model, not a curated record